AUUUUGAAGACACUGACUUUACUUGGAUAUACAGACUCUUUAAAUCUGAAUAAAACUACUACAACAGCCUAGUUAUAGAGAAACCGGGCCUUUAAGUGAUUCACAGAUCUAGUGACAUCACCUUAUUUUUACUCUGUAAAAACUACAAACGCCUAACACGAAUCUUGUGGUUAAUAAAGUUAACAAAAAUCGAAUGCUAGUUAACAAAAGUAGACUUGAACUAAAAACUGAAAUAAGUUGAUGUUUUAAAUGGCCAAGAAUGUGCUGCACCAACCAGUAUUAUGCUUGCAUUUAUUUUUUUUUAGUUAUUGGUGUUUUAAAAAAAAAAAAAAACACUUUAAAAGCUAAAAUAAUAUGUGGUCUAUUUGUCCAAUGCAAGAUGUGGGAAGUUGCAAAUAUUCCUAUGUCGUCACCUGGGUCUCAGUCCAAGCCUUCCCUUGCUUGUGUUGAUCAAAUACUUUAUUACUUUUUUGGUUAGUUUUUUUUUCCCUGGUGUUACCUCAGUUUGUUUGCUUGUUAAUUAAAAUUUAGGUUAAAAUGGCAUUAGUUUUGCAGUAUUUACCAAAUUAAAAUGGGGUGAUGUCAUUGGACCUCUGCAUCAAUUAAAAGGCUCUCAAAAAGGAAAAAAGCUAAAAUUUUGGCUGUUAAUACUCAUGGACCAUGCCUAGUUAGAUUUUGUCAAACUAGAAUUAACAGUUUUAUUCAUAUUUUUUAGUGGUCUGCGUAUCCUAAUAGUAUGCUGGUAAAGUAAUUUAGGUCUAUUGAAGUUAGUUAUGGAUCCUAGCUUUCCCAUUGGAGAAAUGCUAUCUUUUCAGCACUAAACUGACAGUGCAAAUAUAUUUGAGGGGAAGGGUAAUAACCAUUUGCUGGCUGUCCACUAGAAGCACUCCAGCAGUUUAUCACACUGCAUUGCAUCUUUAGACAGAAAGGAGCUUUUAAUCACCUGCUGCUGUGGGUCCUGUUAUAAUGAAAACUGACCCGCUUGCGGGAUUUCAUCCUAAACAUUACAAAAAUUACAGUUGAGUUCAACCUGUACAGUGUUGUGCUUCCACCAUACAUUGCAACAUUUGCGUAUGUGUUCAAGCAGUGUGGUUCAUUUUCAGCACUUAGAUCAAAUUAAGAGCUGAUCCUUCAGAUCAGAAUGCCAGUGCGGCCACAGCUGCGCUGAGAGUACACUGGAUAAAAUGGAUAAACCCCUGCCCUCACUGUUUGUAAAUUACCUUGCAUGCCCUGUCAGUGAAUGAGACACCCAGCUCGGACCUGUUAGUGUUCUCUGAAGCUUCCAGUAAGAUCCAUGACAAUAUACAAAACAGGGUGUAAUUUUGAUAAUUACAUAUUUAUAAGAAAGAUGUUUUUUUUUGCAGACCAUAAGCAGCACUGGGGCACGAAGGAAAUAUUGAUGUGUUUUGUGCAAAGUUAUUUCCUCAGAAUAAAUACACUUCAGAGUGAAUUAAAGUUGCUGAAUUAUUUCCUCGAUGUUGUACGUCAGAAUCGAGUUAAUCUGAGGGAUGUAUUUGUCUAACGGGGAUCAUUACAGCUCCUAUCAAGUGUCUCAUGUGCCUCAAGUGUUCAUUAGAGAAGUGUUGCUUGCAUUUUAAUUGGUUUAAAAGAUGAAUAGAUCAGCAGAUGGAUCAUGCACAGUGCUUUCCAUUGUGUUUGGAGUGUGUAUUGAUGAAUUGGGCAUUGUGCUUGACAGCAGUGGAUCUGAUUGUAAUAAAAAAUAAAUGAAUAAAAUCUUGCACCUAAAUGGUCUGCAAGGGGAAAAUACACACAGCAAUGCAGAGAAAAUAGCUUAAAUUCAAGGUUACCACAGACUCGAUUGAUCUGAAAUUAUAUGCUUGAGCGAUUCACAUCAUCCACUCUUUGACUGCACAAAUAGAGCAACUCUGAGUCUGAUUGGACCAUUGCUAAUUGGUCUAAAGUGAACACCCUUUUGUUGGUAUGAGCAAAGGAAAUCGCAAAGAAAAAGAAUGGAAAUCUUUGUCUUCGCUAACUUUGGGUUGGAGACAAUGCUAAUCUAACUUAGCUGUUAGCCUUAGAGAUACAUAUUGGAGUACAGUCAUUAUAUGUGUAAGUAUGGCACUUCGUGUGUCCAUUCUGUUUGCAGUAUCUGACUUGGGUGUGAGCCUAAAUCAGGCAAUGCAAGUGUUGGUUAUCAGGCCAAUACAAAGAAGAGACUGUUGAAGAGAUUAUUGAUUUGUUUAUAUUUCAUCCAGUUUUUGCCUAAACUGACCUUGGUUGUUAAGGUUAGCAUGCAGGCGACAGUCAGAUAGGUGGUUAACGCAGCGCUCAAGCUGUGCUUGAAUUACCUGUAGGCGGGAAAAGCUGAAGGUAAAAUUGUUAACCUGGAAAGUGCUCUAAUCAACUUUUACAGUUAGCUACAACUAUGUAUAAAAUAUAUGUAAUAAGAUUUCGCAGUUGGUAUAAAUUACCACAUAAUGGUAACUAGCCAUUUUGUCAAGUUGUAACUGUAAAACACAAUAAAAAAUCCUAACACUUAAUCUUUUGCUAGCCUAAAGACAUCUAACCUACUCAUUUCGCUUUCUCCCUCAAUCAAAAUGGUGGCUCAAAGUAAUUGGGUACGGAAAGUAGCAUGAUAUGACAUCACACGCCAAAGACCACCCAUUUAGCUCAUUUUCUCGACACCUCAUUGGUUGGGCUUGAGCAUGUAUCACGUGACUUGCUGCUGUGGGGGGUGGGGGGUCGCAGGAGCCACGCCCCCUACCUAGCUAUUAGAUGGGAAUGGUAAAUGUGGGCUCACCAGGUCAGAUGUGGCAUGAAAUUCAGAAAGUGAACCACUGAGUGCGUCACCUGGGCAACCGGGAGCCGGGCUGAGGGUUCCAGUGAGAGAAUAAAAAGUUAUUCGGGUUUUAGCAGACGAGCUCUCCCAUUGGUCAGUUUGUGCUGUAUGCAAAUGAGGCAGCUACGUCAGAUCCUGAACUUCAGCGCCAUUUUUUCCUCAAUAGGGGGGAAGAAAGGGACAAAAGCUGGACCAAAAAAGAAAAAAAAUAACUUGUCUCCGGAGUGGUUUCGCAAACAUCACGUUUCAUAUUUAAGCAGGGUGUUCGUAGAGCGGUGUGCACGGACAGCGAAUGCCGCUCGGGGGAGCGUCUGCGCGCAGAACCGCCAGUAGACGCAGCUCACUGACACACACAGUUGCGGGCCGGUGGAAGUGGGAAAACCCUUAGCUCUGUCGGUGGUGGCACAGCGACAACUAACGUUAAUCUACGCUGAAAAUUGGACGAGGGCUUGUGAGGAAUCAUGUAUCAGGUCCCAGUUGGAAAUAUCGAAAAGAUCCGCAAAGCGAGGAAGGCAGUGAAGAGCAUCUUGAGUGAGAUCGGCCUGGAAGACUGUCAGAACCUGCUGAAGGAAAUAAAUGAAAACUCUGAGAAAAACUCGGAUGAAGAUGAUGCUUUUCAGGAAACUGAGUGGAUGGAUUUUGCGGAAGGAUACUACAGCAGAAUGCAAAAGAAGUGGCCGUAUCGGCCUCGAUCUCUGUGCUGCAGCCUGUGCAAGUACUCUUCACAAAACAUCUACAACUUCAGGAGCCAUGUCUCCCGCUGCCACGGUUACGUCCAGUCCUUCUGUGCGCUGACACCCUGCUCACAGUGCGUCUUCAUCGGCCACCCCAAGGUUGUGAAGAAGCACAUGCUGUUCUUCCACGCCAAACUCCCUGUGUCAAACACCCAGAUACCGCUGCAGAGGGAAACAUCUUUACCCACCCAUCGUGGAAACGAGAGGUAUCAGUGUCGAAGAUGUGCGUUUCCCACCUCUUCUAUCUUUGCAAUGAAGAAGCACAUUAUUCUGAAGCACAUGGAGAGUUUGGCAGAGCAGUACAUCGGUUACAGGUUGCACCUUCAGGGGAAUUCAUCCGUCAAAGUGUAUUGCUGCAAGAUGUGCAAGGUGAACACUGGAACUCUAGACCAAAUGUUGCAUCACAUGCUCAUUGAGCCAUCACAUUAUACAGUAAGCACACAAGUGCAGGUUCUGAUUUAUGAGAAUAAGAACUACAUUGUUAAACCGACUCCUAAUGGGAAUGGUGUGUUUGUGACAUUCCCAAGUAUUGCUCCCAAACCACAGCAACCUCAAAUGCUCAAUAGUAAAUCUUUGGUCUUGCCAAGUAACGGCCAACCUGCUGGGACUGUAGUGACAUUACAGCAAGUACAAGGGACUGCAAACAGUACCACUCUGAUCUGUGCCCCUGGAACAAACCAAGCUUUCCUGCCACCUCAGGCCUCAGCGCUAGUGCAGCUAGCUAGUGCUGAGGCUAAAGGUUUGCUUCAGCCCGGUGCCACGAUAGCCCUCCGAAGUGCUUUGCCCCAAGGACCGCCUAUGGUCCAGCUUCCCACAGUUUCGAAUCUUGCUCUAAAACAGGCGCCAGUGACCUUAACUCCCGCUUCAGCGCCUCCUUCAGCUCCUGCUCCUGCACAACAGACCCCACAAGCGCAGCAGAUCCUCCUUCAGUCGGGACUGCAGGCGAACGUAGCAGCUGGACCUGGGACUGUACCCAAGCCUGCUGCAGUUACACACAGUUUAGCAACAAACCAAAUCGGCCUACAAGGUACUAUGUUGACUUCACAGUCUCUGCUGAGUCACCUGAUCCCGACUGGCAACAAGGUGAACGGAAUGCCCACGUACACUUUUGCUCCCCUGCAAGUAGCAGUGCCAGUCUCUCACAGCACAAGUACUGCCCUCAAGUCAGUUGAACAAAUAAAUUCCACGCCACAAACUAAGAAAUGGAUAACCUGUCCCCUCUGCAAUGAACUCUUCCCUUCCAAUGUCUUUGACAUGCACACUGAGGUCGCCCACCAGACAAAAUCUUCCUCGUCCAAGUCAGAAAGUGUAGCUGCGCGAGCUGCAUUCCUGAAAAAAAUGCCUGACAAAACUGUGAAAUGUCUAACCUGCAAAAUUCUACUAUCAGAAAAGAGCGUCUUCCAGCACCUGCUGCAUGGCUUGAAUUGCUUGUACUGCUCAGCCUUGUUCUUCUCAAUCAAACAGCUCAUCGAACAUGUAAAGCAGCACAAUCCUACAAGCAAGGCAUACUGUGAUUUCCUGAGGCAGAAGUACAGAGUCUACUCAAAGGGUGCUGGAGGGAUCCUGUUCCCUUAUUUUGACGUUCACACCUCUGCGCCAAGAGAGAUCCUUGGUGACGCAGAGGUCAAGCUCGCCUUGGUCACAAGUUCCCUAGAUCUGAUUUUCUUUAAGUUGCAGCCCAGCAACCACCCGGAAAUCUGCUCCGUGCCCGUCAAAGUCAACAGCUCCUACUGUCCCUUUUGUGAUGAAAAGUUUCAGCAGGAGUCAGACUACUUGCAGCACCUGAAACAGAAGCAUUUUGUAGCACCCACUAUCCACGCUAUUCUCAAGACGGAGGCUUUCAAGUGCAUAUACUGCAACGGCGUGUACACAGGAAAGGUCACCCAGCAGGCUGUGAUGCUCCACAUUCAGCGAUGUCGUUGUUCACCCAAGCCACAACAACCACCCACACCUGCUGCAGCACCCCAGCCGCCACCAAAACCAGCUCAGCAGGUCAAUCAGGCUUCCGGUCUCUACUUCCUUCAAGUACCACAAGGGCUGACUAUGAAACAGACAUUGACUCCAGCUCGCGUGACUCCAGCUCGUGUGGCUCCAGCUCGGGUUGCUCCAGCUCGCUUGAUUCCUAUCGUGCGCCCCACAGAGCCUCCGGAAACCGAAGCAGAGCUGCAGUCGAAGAGGAGACUGGAAGCUGCGUGGCGGGAGGUCCUCGAGGCCAACAAACGAGAGCGAGAACACAGGGCAGCCAUGCGCAAGAAGCGAGAGCAGGAGAAGUUGUUGCCUCCGCCAGAGCCCGAAGUUCAGAGCGACACGGCGGUCAAGCUGCUCCUGGAGCCCACCCCAACGGAGCGCCGCUGCAGCGAGGAGCGUAGAGACUUCAUAUCCAAAUACUUCAACGUGAACCCGUACGCGACCAAAGCAGAGACCGAAGAGCUGUGCAAGAGGCUGUCUCUCACCAAGGCGGAGCUGGCGGCGCUCUUCAGCAAGAAACGCAGCAAGUGCAUGAAGAGUCUCAAGAGGAACACUGCAGGCAUCCUCCUCGGCUUCAACAUGGCCGAACUGAGCAAACUCAAGCACAACCUGGUCAUCCCGGAGCAGCAGCCUGCCGAAUCAGCAGCUGACACGACAGAGGAGAUGGAAAGCGGCGAAGACGCACCAGAACCGAUGGACGAAAGUGGAAAUGAAAAAGUCACAGAUGGGGAGCAGAUGGAAUGAGCUCAGAAGUGCGUGAAAGUGGAACCUGAAAAAGUGCAAAAAAAUUAAUAAAAAUAAAAUAAUGCAUUUAAAAGAAGAAAAUAAGCUCAUUAAUAAUGACCACGUUUGUGUUAACAGUCAUCUGAGAGGUUGACCAUGCAUUGUAAAUGGAUGAUGUAUAACCUUACAUAGAAGCUUACCUGUAACAGAGGGUGGUUUAUUAAUGUAGCCUUCAUUAUUAGUGCUUCGUUUGACUUCAGUACAUCGUCAGUGGUCCAUAUUUUUCCACAGAAAUGCAAAGCCUUGUGGGAAAGCAGGUCCAAGUGUAUUGUCUGAUACGUUGCAUUUAGCUAGAUACGAUAUCUCUUUCCACAAUGGUUUCAACUUAAGUGCUUCUGCCUCUUUUUGCAAUCAUUAUUUUUGUUCAUUUGUAUUUGGUGCACACCGCAACACAAACAAGCUGAUCAAACCAAGUUUUCCCUUUCCAUGUUUGUUUGUUUUAACCGGUUCUCACCUUUGCCUUUUGAUUUCCGCCACUGGAUCUUUUAAGAUUACUCACUCCACUUGUCCCUCAACAUUUAUACAGUUUAAGGAGAUUACUAUCUUUUUUAUUUUCUAUUUUUUUUUUU
Molecule: messenger RNA, 6854 nt
Organism: Haplochromis burtoni (Burton's mouthbrooder)
Lineage: Eukaryota; Metazoa; Chordata; Actinopteri; Cichliformes; Cichlidae
Gene: adnp2b
Product: ADNP homeobox 2b
Exons: 4
Coding region: 3262-6246 (994 amino acids)
Biological process (GO): regulation of gene expression
Cellular component (GO): nucleus
Molecular function (GO): DNA binding
Source: RefSeq, a predicted model, not a curated record